This is a messenger RNA of Dufourea novaeangliae, 2646 nucleotides long. RefSeq names its product TBC domain-containing protein kinase-like protein. NCBI's taxonomy places the organism in Eukaryota, Metazoa, Arthropoda, Insecta, Hymenoptera, Halictidae. The transcript has 13 exons. Gene Ontology annotation, molecular function: ATP binding; protein kinase activity; GTPase activator activity. The record is from RefSeq and is a predicted model, not a curated record. Gene Ontology annotation, biological process: activation of GTPase activity; protein phosphorylation.
UGUAAUGCCUCCACUCAGAGAGUCAGAAAUGAGUCUGACACUUUUAGAAAAUGAAGAACGGUGUUUCGGUGGAAUGACAUUUUUUGCACAAAGUCAUCCAAUUGAAGUUUGCGGAAGUAAUGGUUUACCGCUUACACCAAAUUCAAUAACCAUAUAUGGAAAGUCACAAUUCCUGAAAACUAUUCACCACCCGAAUUUAUCAACUUACCUUGACAUAAUCAGGAGUAAACAUGAGAGGAUAGUGGUAGUUACGGAAUAUAAUGGAGAUCCAUUAAGUAAUAAGGAAAACUUAAGUAUAGAUGAUAUUAUGAAAAUAGCAUUUCAAUGCUUAUUAGGCUUGGAACAUAUGAACAUGUUAGAUCUAGUGCACAGACAUUUAAGUCCAGAAAAUAUACUCAUUAAUAAAAGUGGAAAUGUACAAUUAUAUAAUUUUGGUUUAUAUUAUAUGACUGAUAGUGAAAAGAAUGUGUCUUUUCCGAUUGGUUACCCAAAGUAUACAACACCUGAAGUAUUUUUAAGUUCUGGUAUUAGUAGUCCGAAAGUAGAUUCUUGGUCUCUGGGUAUGAUUAUUGCAGAAUUACUAUUAGGGAGACCUAUAUGGCCAGCUGUAAAAUUAUCUCAAUGUUUGAGGAAAGUUCUUAGUUUAAUACAUUGUGAGACUUCUGUAUUCGAACGUUUGGCAAGGGAAAAUAAUUACUACAAUACUUAUAUGGAAUUACCUGACAACGUGAAAGAAUUUGUAGAUUGUUGUCUCCAAAUACACCCCUCAAAACGUAAAACACCUAAAGAAUUGUUAAAGCUGCCAAUAUUUAAAGAAUUCUUGUUGAACAAUGAAAAAGAAAGGGAAGAAAAGCGUUAUAACAACAUUAUUGUAAGAAAAAUGGAUGAGUUAUACUAUUUAUGGCAGUUGGCGGGUGGGGACAUUACUGUGGAACUAAAGAAACAAGGUCUUAUCAGAUCACGACCGCCUAUUCUAUCUAUUCCAAAUCUAGUUAUACUCUUAGGUCAAAUGUUCGGGCGUAGAGACACUGCUGGCUUACUUGAUCUUCGUGUGGUCAAAGUGCCUCUCGAUACACUCAGACAACGAUUAUCUCAUAUUCCGUAUAUAGCAAAUUAUCCGUGGUUAACAAAUGAGUAAGUAUACUGAAACUGUGUUAGUAAAAUUUCUAUAUUUUCAACUCGUUAAUUUGAAUAUCAAUUUUACAGAAUUAUUUUAUAUGAUAGAUUAUUACAGGUUUAUCCCAUUACUAGAGAAGCAAUUAUAGAAGAAGCACAUAAAGAUAUACCACCACCUGUUCGAGGAGCUGUAUGGGCAGCAUUACUUGGUAUUACUGGUGAUAUUCAAAAGCGCUAUGAUAUGAUUGAUAAAGAAACACCCACUCAUACAGAUAGACAGAUUGAAGUAGAUAUACCAAGAUGUCAUCAAUACAGUGAACUAUUGUCAUCUGGUGCUGGUCAUGAGGGAUUACAAAGAUUAUUAAAAGCAUGGGUACGAAAUAAUCCUCAUUAUGUUUACUGGCAAGGAUUAGAUUCUUUAACAGCUCCAUUUCUCUAUCUUAAUUUUAAUAAUGAAGCUAGAGCAUUUGAAUGCUUAUCUACUUUUAUACCGAAAUAUCUUCAUAAAUUCUUUUUGAAAGAUAAUUCGGCUAUUAUUCAAGAAUAUUUAGGAAAAUUUUCACAAAUUAUAGCAUUUCAUGACUCUCAAUUGGCUAAUCAUCUCAGAUCGAUUAAUUUUGUACCAGAAUUGUUUGCUAUACCGUGGUUUUUAACAAUGUUUUCACAUGUAUUUCCACUUCAUAAAAUACUUCACUUAUGGGAUAAACUUUUAUUAGGAAAUUCUUCAUUUCCACUUUUAGUUGGUGUAGCGAUAUUAAAACAGUUACGCGAUUCCCUUUUAACUUCCGGUUUCAAUGAAUGUAUUCUUUUAUUUUCUGAUCUUCCUGAAAUAGAUAUUGAAUUAUGCGUUAAAGAUUCUAUGAUAAUGUAUCAAAACACACCAGCCAGCAUUACGUAUAGAAAACAUCAGUUUAAUCAACCAAAGGAUAUGAAUUGGCCUGAACCUGAACCAGACACCGAAAAAAUGCCAAGAAUCAGCGUAGAUGACUUUUUAAAUUUAUUAGAAAACAAUCCAGAAAGGUUAAUAGUUGUCGAUGUACGUAAUAACAUACAAUUUGAAAGAGGUGCUGUAGCAGGAAGUAUUAACAUUCCAUUUACGAGUGUACAACUGUCUCAAACUCAAAUUGAAACUCUUGGACCGCAAGCCAAACCGAUCGCGGAAAAUAAAAACAAUAUUGUUGUAAUCAUAGGACCUCAUGAUCAAAAUAAUGCCCUGGUAAAUGUAUUAUUCAUUGUAAUGAAAGAAUCUUUUAUAGUUUGCAGAUUUUCUUGUGAAAUGUGGAAUUAUGGGAGUAUGUUCAUUACAAGGAGGGAUUUUUGCCCUGCGAUCAAAGUCUCCAAGCGUUAUUGUAGCCACACGUUAAAGGAAAUACUAUAUGUACAUUUGUGAAAUCCUUUCUUAUGAAGUAUAUUAAGAUUGCAUUUAACACUUGUAAUGGUUAUAAUUUGUAUAUACACAAAAUAUUAAUUUUGUUACAUUGCUUGUAUGUUUCGACUUAUAUGGUUAUAAAAUUUGUACAAAAAAAUUAA